AUGGAAAGCCCACAGAUGAACUUCCCCCUAGGCCUGGUUUCAGACCAAAAAAGGAGUGGGAUCCAGGAAGACGGGAGUCCUCCGUUAAAGAAGGCGAUGACGGAAACGCACGUAAAUAGCAAAGUACGAGUUGUAAUUAACAAAUUGCCGACGAUAAAGAAGGAAAACUUGGAUGAGUAUGAUGAAACCCCUGUGGAAGCUGAUGGGGAAACCGCCAAGCCAAACAGCGCUUCGCUAGCUGAGCCUUUGAGUUUAAAUCCAGGUUUGAAGCACACCUUGGCACAGUUCCACCUGAGCAGCCAGAGCUCGCUGGGAGGACCGGCAGCUUUCUCGGCUCGUUAUUCCCAGGAGAGCAUGUCACCCACUGUCUUCUUGCCUCUUCCAUCGCCACAGGUGCUUUCUGGUCCACUGCUCAUUCCUCCCGACAGCUCCACAGAACUCACCCAGACCGUGCUGGAGGGGGAAUCUAUCUCUUGCUUUAAAGUGGGAGGUGAAAAAAGGCUUUGCCUGCCUCAGGUGUUGAACUCAGUGCUCCGAGACUUUUCCUUGCAACAGAUCAACACGGUGUGUGACGAGCUGUAUAUCUACUGCUCGAGGUGCACUUCUGACCAGCUUCACAUCCUGAAGGUUUUGGGAAUCCUUCCGUUUAACGCUCCGUCCUGCGGGCUCAUCACCUUGACUGAUGCUCAGAGACUGUGCAAUGCUCUGCUGCGUCCUCGCACUUUUCCGCAGAACGGUGGCUUUCUCCCUGCUAAGAACACCUUGGCCCAACUGAAAGAGGCUGGCAGUGCCUUUGAAGUAGAGCAUGAAUGCCUGGGCAAGUGCCAGGGGUUGUUUGCACCUCAGUUCUACUCGGCCCCGGACGACCCGUGUAUCCAGUGCUUGGAGUGCUACGGGAUGUUCUCGCCCCAGACGUUUGUGAUGCACUCGCACAGAUCCCCGGACAAGAGGACCUGCCACUGGGGAUUUGAGUCAGCCAAGUGGCACUGCUACCUGCAUAUCAACCAAAAAUACUUGGGAACGUCGGAGGAGCGGGAGCUCAAACACCUCCUGGAGGAAAUGAAGGAGAAAUUUAGCGAGAAAAAUCAGAAAAGAACUCGAUCCAAAGCAGAUUCACAACAGAGCCUGGAAUUAUCACAGUGGUAUCCAGUUAUAAAGCAAGAAGCAGAAACUGAUCCUCAGCCACCCUCCUUUUUCCAUCCCAGCUACUACCUUUAUAUGUGUGAUAAAGUGGUUGCCCCAAAUGUAUCUCUUGCAUCACAAUAUAAGGAUGUUGCAAAACCAACAGUCAAAACUUCAGAAGUAAUUAAAUCCUCACCUGGACAGUCAGAGAAGAAGGUCAGUAGUGGAAAGCACAAAAAAGCAGCCUCCUAUCCAGAGCUUUCUCUUGAAGAACAGGAAAAAAUUGACUUGAAAAGUGGGGUGGAGCAGCAUAAACACUUAGAUCCACCUGUGCCAACUCGUUCUGCACGAGGUGGAAAAUCUGAACGUGCUUCUUCCAAAAUCACUAGAGACUCUGGCCGUGUUGAAGUAGGUAAUGAUGUGAGAACCUUAUCCCCCACUCUGAUGAAGGACAUCAGUUGUGAAGAUGACAAGGGAAGGAUCAUGGAAGAAGUAAUGAAAACCUACAUCAGACAGCAAGAAAAACUGAAUGCUAUUUUGCGGAAGAAGCAGCAACUUCAAAUGGAAGUGGACAUGUUAAGCAACUCUAAAGCUAUGAAGGAAUUAACUGAAGAGCAGCAGAAUUUACAAAAGGAACUUGAAUGUUUGCAAACACAACAUGCUCUCAGAAUGGAGGAGUUUUAUUUUGAGCAGAGAGACUUGGAAAAGAAACUGGACCAAGUGAUGAAGCAGAAGUGUAGCUGUGACUCCAAUCUAGAAAAAGACAAAGAAGCUGAAUAUGCAGCACAGCUAGCAGAAUUGAGGCAGAGGCUGGAUCAUGCAGAGGCAGAUAGACAAGAGCUUCAAGAUGAACUGAGACAAGAACGAGAGGCAAGGGAAAAGUUGGAGAUGAUGAUAAAGGACUUGAAGCUACAGAUCUUGAAAUCUUCAAAAAAUGGAAAAGGAAAAUAGAAAUUGGAAGAGGAAGCAUGACUGUGUCCUUCGAAAAGGGUGUUUUGGAUUUGAAUGAAUUGUGAGCAGUUUCUGUGUGAUAAAAAAGUAUUCUCUACAGAUUUCUAUUUCCCAGGCAAGGCCAGAUGAAGAUACAUAUAAAUAAGUAGAGCUAGGUAGGUAUACGUUUUUAGAUUUCCCUAACCAGUGAAAAUCUGGAUUUAUUUGUACCAGUGUUUUUCUCAAACAACAGAAAAUACGGAACUCUUGAUUUAGAGUGA
Chaetura pelagica (chimney swift) is the source of this 2333-nucleotide messenger RNA. RefSeq names its product SKI-like proto-oncogene (gene SKIL). NCBI's taxonomy places the organism in Eukaryota, Metazoa, Chordata, Aves, Apodiformes, Apodidae. Gene Ontology annotation, biological process: negative regulation of BMP signaling pathway. The transcript has 6 exons. Gene Ontology annotation, molecular function: DNA-binding transcription factor activity, RNA polymerase II-specific; RNA polymerase II cis-regulatory region sequence-specific DNA binding; SMAD binding. Gene Ontology annotation, cellular component: nucleus. The coding region runs from base 1 to 2073 and encodes 690 amino acids. The record is from RefSeq and is a predicted model, not a curated record.